Molecule: messenger RNA, 1944 nt
Organism: Macrosiphum euphorbiae (potato aphid)
Lineage: Eukaryota; Metazoa; Arthropoda; Insecta; Hemiptera; Aphididae
Source: the annotation of a GenBank genome assembly
AUGGCACCUCAUCGGGCUAAGACAAGUGAAGUGUGGAAUCAUUUCACUGAAAUUGAACACGAGAAGGCUCAGUGUGGAUAUUGCUCAGCUAAAAUUAGUACUACACGUGGAUCAUUGAGUAAUUUAAGACGGCACAUGAAGGCAAAGCAUGUCUUGAUUCCAUUAAAUACAAAUACAAGAAAUGCAGCAGCAGAAAUUAUUGAUGACCCAAUUAUGGCCGGAUGUGAAUUGACUCAAGGUCCAUCUACAUCACAGUCAACUCAAGGUCCAUCUACAUCACAGUCAGCUCAAGGUCCAUCUACAUCUGAGACUGUUCCUCAAACUACUGCUGGACCGUCAGGAACAUCACGGCAUCGUACAAAUGGACAGACCACACUGUCAGGUUAUUUCAAUCAAACAAAACCACUAAAUGUCAAUCAUCAAAAAAGAAUAGAUCAUCAAUUGGUUAAAAUGAUUGUUAAGGGAUAUUAUCCAUUUGACAUUGUUGAAGACCAAGAAUUUCAAUGUCUUUUGAAGAUGUUGAAUGGUGGUUAUAAAUUGCCUUCGAGGAAAACAGUCUCCAACAGCAUGAUACCUCUUCUUUACCACCAGACUCAUGAGAAAAUACAAGUUCUCAUGACCAAUUGUUUCGCAGUGUGUUUGACAACAGAUGGAUGGACAUCAAUCAAAAAUGAGAGCUAUAUUGGAGUUACUGCUCACUUCAUUGAUGAAAAGGCAUCACUUCAAUCUGUGUGUCUUGGCUGUAAGAAAUUUGAAGAAAGGCACACCUCCGAAAACUUGGCUUUGUUUUUAAAAAAUACCGUUCGAGAGUGGAAUAUUGAAAACAAAGUGGCUGCAGUUGUAAGUGAUAAUGCUCCCAAUAUUGUAGGAGCCAUUAGAGACUGCAAAUUUCGGCAUGUACCUUGUUUUGCCCAUUGUAUAAAUUUAGUUGUCCAGAAUGGUCUCAAAAAUAUCAGCCAUGUACAAAAGAAAGUGAAAUCCAUCGUGGAGCAUUUUAAACGGAGUUCACAUGCCCAGUCCAAACUCCAGGAAAUGCAACAACAAAUGGGCUUACCACCAUUGAAGUUGAAGCAAGAUGUGGUUACAAGAUGGAACAGCACACAUGACAUGUUUAAACGGAUAAUGGAAAUCAAAGAUGCUGUUGUUUCCACUUUGGCUAUUCUUCAAUGUGAUGUGGAACAAUUGACGGUGGUAGAGUGGCAAAUUGUAGAAUGGUCAACUAAUAUUCUACAAAUAUUUGCAGAAGUGACAAGAGAAAUAAGCAGCGAACGAUAUGUAAGUAUGUCCAAAGUACUAAUUUUUAUACGAGCAAUGAAUGACACUAUGAAGAGCUUUCAAAACAACACAGCCUUACCAAAUGAAGCUCAAGAUAUGGUCACGACAUUAUUGGAAAAAUUAAAUUUAAGAUUUUCAAGCUACGAAGAUAAUGAGAUUGUGACACAGGCAGCUCUUCUUGAUCCAAGGUUUAAAAAGAUGGCAUUUAAUGGAUUUAACCAACGGAAAUUGGAGGUAGCAAUUGAUCAGUUGAAGAGGAAAGUCUGUCAAGUGACUUUGCCUGGUACAGCUAACGCAACUACAUCAACCAUAGUUGAAAAUCCAUCUACUUCUUCUUCUUCUACUCCUUCUACAUCAUUGCUCUGGAAAAUAUUUGAUGAACAGUAUGAACUAUGUCAAACUUCAAUUAAUCCAACAGCAGCUGGAAUUAUCGAAUUGGACAGGUACUUACAGGAGCCACUUAUAAACAGAUUUGAAGAUCCCUUGACAUGGUGGACUGUACACAAAGAAUUAUACCCACGUCUGUUUAUAAUGGUAAGAAAACGGCUAUGUGUAACAGUUCCAUGCGAAAGAUUGUUCAGUAAAGCAGGUAUGGUCAUAACUGAAAAAAGAUCACGGAUGCUAGUCACUAAGUCCUCACAAGUGUUAUUUUUAAAUCAAAAUCUUUAA